GCUCAACCGUCAUCACAUCACCGACCUUGUUUCUACUACUGCUAUCAUCCCUUUUUACUUCUCCGUAUUACUUCACUCACUUCUGCAGAGGAACCAGGACUCUUCUUUAUUCGCUUUUAACUUCGAUACCCUAGAACACCUUGCUGUCUCGCAGCUGACUGUCACCAUGCCUAGCGCCACGGGAGAGAGCUGGGAGAAGUACAAGAAGAACUUUGCGGAUGAGGAGGAACCUGAGAAGAAGAUCACACCUCUCACAGAUGACGACAUUCAAGUACUCAAGACCUACGGUGCCGCACCGUACGCGACCGCAUUAAAGAGACUCGAAAAGCAGAUCAACGAGAAACAGGCGAGCGUGAAUGAGAAGAUUGGCAUCAAGGAAUCCGACACCGGACUCGCACCUCCACACCUUUGGGACGUUGCCGCAGACCGGCAACGUAUGGCCGAGGAGCAGCCCUUGCAAGUCUCUCGCUGUACAAAAAUUAUCCAGGAUGAAAAGGAUUCGGAUAAGAGCAAAUAUGUCAUCAACGUCAAGCAGAUUGCCAAGUUCGUUGUCAACUUAGGGGAGCGCGUGAGUCCUACGGAUAUCGAGGAGGGCAUGAGAGUUGGUGUGGACCGUAACAAGUACCAGAUUAUGCUGCCGCUCCCUCCGAAGAUCGACCCCAGCGUGACCAUGAUGACCGUCGAAGAGAAGCCCGACGUUACAUACGGAGAUGUUGGGGGAUCGAAAGACCAGAUUGAGAAGCUGCGGGAAGUCGUCGAGAUGCCAUUGCUGUCGCCCGAACGUUUCGUCAACCUCGGUAUCGAUCCUCCCAAGGGCGCCCUGCUUUACGGACCCCCCGGUACCGGAAAGACACUCUGUGCUCGUGCAGUCGCCAACCGAACGGACGCUACAUUCAUUCGUGUUAUUGGUAGUGAACUGGUUCAGAAGUACGUUGGUGAGGGUGCACGGAUGGUUCGAGAACUCUUUGAGAUGGCACGGACCAAGAAAGCAUGUAUCAUCUUCUUUGAUGAAAUUGAUGCGGUUGGUGGUGCUCGUUUCGAUGACGGAGCUGGCGGCGAUAACGAAGUCCAGCGUACUAUGCUUGAGUUGAUCACUCAAUUGGACGGUUUCGACUCGCGUGGUAACAUCAAGGUCAUGUUCGCAACCAACCGGCCUUCGACUUUGGACCCUGCCCUGAUGCGGCCCGGUCGUAUUGACCGUAAGAUUGAGUUCUCCCUUCCCGACGUCGACGGUCGGGCCAACAUCCUUCGAAUUCACGCCAAGAGCAUGUCGGUGGAGCGCGACAUCCGGUGGGAGCUUAUCUCUCGACUCUGCCCCAACUCCACUGGUGCUGAGCUGCGGAGUGUUGCAACAGAGGCCGGUAUGUUUGCCAUUCGCGCACGGAGAAAGAUCGCGACGGAGAAGGACUUUUUGGCAGCGGUGGACAAGGUCAUCAAGGGCAACCUGAAGUUCAACUCGACGGCGACGUACAUGCAGUACAACUAGACAUUUUUUGCAUGGACGGAUGUAUGAUGAUAUUUAGUAUUUAGUGGAUUCAUAAUACUCAAGGCUUCACUAAGACCAGUUGAGUAGAUCACGUGCUGU
Messenger RNA from Aspergillus ruber CBS 135680, 1585 nucleotides. It is a transcript of the gene rpt1, whose product is annotated as proteasome regulatory particle base subunit RPT1. Gene Ontology annotation, cellular component: proteasome regulatory particle, base subcomplex. The transcript is spliced from 4 exons. The coding region runs from base 167 to 1486 and encodes 439 amino acids. Gene Ontology annotation, molecular function: ATP hydrolysis activity; ATP binding; proteasome-activating activity. The record is from RefSeq and is a predicted model, not a curated record. Lineage: Eukaryota; Fungi; Ascomycota; Eurotiomycetes; Eurotiales; Aspergillaceae. Gene Ontology annotation, biological process: proteasome-mediated ubiquitin-dependent protein catabolic process.